GUGUUGACGUCCUGUCUCUGCAGGUGGCGGUGGUCCUGAGGGCGAUGUCCCGGGAGGCAGUCCGUCAGAUCUACAGAGUCUUCAGAGAACUCUUCGUCUCCAUGGUAACAGAGAACAGAGCUCUGGAGGACAAAGUGAGACAUUUGGAGUCUGAACUGAGGACAAGGGACGAGACGGACAGGACAAAGACACUCUACAGGAUCAAAUCAUCAGAUGGCCCCGCCCUCUCUCUGGAUAUCAGCCAACCAGCUGCUGACCCCACGGCGCUCGCCAUGGCUAUCCUGAACUCUGCCACGUCUCGCCGCAGAGUGGGAGGCGACCUUCAGGUUCCUCUGGUCAUCAUCAGCCAGCCUCUCCCUGGACCAAUCACAGGUCGGGACAGCCCCGUCUCCCUGACAACGCCGCAGAUAAGCGAUCAGACCACUGUGAAUGCCGCUCAGAUCGAGGUGGUGUUAGAACCUGACGAAUCACCGGGAGAUGUGACAUCACUUCCUGUGGCUCAUGAUCAGCCAACCAGUUAUCCCACAGCUGGUGAAGACCCGCCCACUCCAGAGGAGGGGGAGGAGCCAGCUGAUGAUGAAACGGACGUCAAAAUGGAAACUGUUCAACCGACACUGACUGAUGGGCGAGCAGCUGAGACGACAGGUGUGUCAGUAGCUGUGAGCGAGGAAGAGCAGAAGGAGCAGGAGCGGAGGAGGCGCAGGGAGCUGUACAAGGAGAAGCGUUUCUUCUGCGAGCUGUGUAACAAAGGCUUCCACCAGCAGCACCAGCUAAGAAAACACGUGUCGUGCCACCUGAAGCCGUUCCCCUGCAGUUCCUGCGACAAAGGUUUCUACAAGGCACGCUCGCUGCAGCGGCACCAGCUGAGCCACCGGCUGCAGGAGGCGCAGGACGGCGACCCCGACGGGCUGCUGCCCUGCGACCAGUGCGACAGGAAGUUCAGGCUGCCGCGCCAGCUGCGAGUGCACAAGGCCUCCCAUCGGCUAGAGAAGUCGCCGCUCCGCUGCCGCUUCUGUGAGCGCACCUUUACCUCGGCCGGCGCGCUGCGGUACCACGAGGUGUCGCAUGCUCAGGUCAAGCCCUUCAUGUGUGAUGUCUGCGGGAAAGGCUUCACCCGCAAGAAGAGCCUCCGUGAGCACCAGACCGUCCAUACUGGCGCCCGGCCGUAUGCCUGCCUCACCUGUGGCAAGACCUUCUCCACCGCCAGCAACCUGCGUGUCCACAAAAGGUCGCACUCGGAUGAGCGGCCCUACAAGUGCUGCGAGUGCGACAAGGCCUUCAAAUGCAAGAUGGGCCUGCUGCAGCACCGAGUCGUCCAUUCGGGAGAGAAACCCUUCAUGUGCCAGACCUGCGGACUGAGCUUCGGCCUCAAGUACAACUUCCAAAGACACCUGCGGCUCCACAACGGAGAGAAACCCUUCAGGUGUGAUAAAUGUGGCGAGGGAUUUUCAGGGACGUGGGCUCUGAAGACUCACAUGCUGGUUCACGGCGUGGAGAAGCCGUUCAUGUGCGACUUCUGCGGGAAGACGUUUUUCUACAACUGUCAGCUGCAGAAGCACCAGCAGCUGGUGCACGACGGUGGCAGGGAGCGCCAGGUGGCGGCAGGCGAGGCUGUGGGAGGAGUUGUGUGCAGACGGCGGCGAGGCACGGCAAAGCCGUACAGCUGUAAGGUUUGUCUUAAGAGCUUCAGCAGCAGCAGCACGCUGAGGACACACGAGAAGAGCCACGCCGAGAACAAAGAGUUCACCUGUGACACCUGCGGGAAGUCCUUCCACCUGCGCCACCUGUUCGUGUACCACCUGAGGCAGCACAGCGGCACCCGGCCACACGUCUGCGGCGUCUGCGACAAAGGCUUCCUGGUGGCUUCGCAGCUGAAGCAGCACGAGCUGCUGCACACUGGAGUCAAACCGCACAAGUGCGAGCAGUGCGGCAAAGAGUUCCGCACGCCGCAGAACUACCACCGCCACCUACUGGUGCACAGCGGCGAGAAGCCAUACGAGUGCGGCGUGUGCAGCAGGAAGUUCAGGCAGUCCAACCAGCUCAAGUCUCACAUGCAGAUCCACACCGGCGUCAAGCUGUACGCCUGCCAGCGCUGCGGCCAUGGCUUCUCUGACUCCCGGCAGCUGAAGAAACAUUGCUGCGGAGACGAGCUGCAGAGCGCAGAGGCCGCCAGCCGGCGCAGGAAGCAGAAGGGCGUUUUCCCGUGGAGCGAGGGCUUCACCAAUGAGUGACAUCAUCAGCACUCCUCUGAGUUAGCCUAGCUUAGCAUAAAGACUGCAAACAACUAGCUUAGCGUAGCAUAAAACACACAGACCAAUCAGCUGUCGAGUGAUGAUGAUCUGUGAUGUCAUCUGACUCCACAGAGCGCCGCAGCAGUGAACUGAAAACACGGAGAUCAAAUGUCCCUCCAAAGAAUUUCUGUUUUUUAUUUUUAACCCAGAAAAACAAAAAUCUGCGAAGAAUGAGUCUGUUUGUAGUUUGAGUUUCUGUUUGAGCAGCAAACAAAAGUUUCUGUUGCACCUCGUCUCUGACGGAUUAAAGGACGUUUUCACCCAGA
Molecule: messenger RNA, 2557 nt
Organism: Plectropomus leopardus (leopard coralgrouper)
Lineage: Eukaryota; Metazoa; Chordata; Actinopteri; Perciformes; Serranidae
Source: RefSeq, a predicted model, not a curated record